AGGUUAACUUGUCACCUGCUUUUUUGCCCUUGAACAUUGGUGUUUAUAUGGUUGCUUGACAUACUUGUUGGCAGCAAAAAAAGGAGGUGACAUUUGCCCUCUGCAGCAGUGAACCUCCAGCUCCUGCCCCUGCACCGUGUAUCACUACAGCCCAGGACACAGAACUGGCCAGUUACACCUCUGCCCAUAGAGCCUGUGUUCUGUGGUCAGAUUGGUGUUGAACAUACAUUUGUCUCAUGCUCGCUGGAAACAUCUGAUCAUGCUGCCCAAGCCUGCAAAAUAAGCAGGUAACAUUCCACCCUCCUUCCUACAGGGAAGUCCAGGCUUGUGGGCUCCUCUCAACCAGAUGCCCUAGUGCAUGGAGGCCACUAGUGAUUACACACCCAGCUGGGAUGGGAGAAGACAAAGCUCUAGCAGUCUGAGACAUGGGUGUGUGUGUGCAACGCAUCUUUGUGGCUUCUAGAGAAGAUCUGCAAAGCUGCAGGUUGCAAAUAGCUCUGAAUCCUGGCAGGAAUAGGUAGCAAGAGAGAACAGCAGGGCAUAAGUGUCUAUAAGCACUCUGGAGAACUGCGAUGAAGCUGUCUGGGCUUCAUGGAAACCUUACGCCUCAAGAUUACCAGUUUGAAUCCAAAGCUGGUCGGUAGAUAGCGCAAAUCAUUUCCAUCUGACAUGUGUCUGCUUUAAAAAGAAACAGCAGCAUUGCAGCUUGGGCUUCUCAGCUAGAUCCAGCUUUGCUCAGCUCAGCAGAGAGACCAAGGAGUGACUGGACACCUUUAGAGGCGCUGUCUCCAAUGGAGGAGGAACAAGUGCUGGUUAGAAUGGCAUAGGGCAAGUUCAGCCUGGCAUGUAUCUCGUGGUCUCAGAGAGGAGUGCAGGCUGCAGGGCCUGAGUGUGGUUACAUACUGGCAUGGAACUCCCUGCAGACAAAAAGACUGAAAAGAGCCCAUGUGGGAAAUAUAGAUUAAUGUAAUUACCUGGUAGGAAAUUGAUCCAGGGAGGAAAUUGCAGGCAGUGGGAGGAAAUAGCCCAGCAAUGGGGCUAUUUCCAAGCUGUCAUGCUCAACAAGACUUGACUUUCAGCUUGGCCCAUGUGUUGGACUUUAAAUCCUUUUCAGCACCUUGUGGAUGAAGUUUACUUCUCAGUUAAAAGCCUGUUGUCUCCUCUUUAGUUCCUCCCAUCCCUUUCCUGACAUGAUCAUCAGAGAUCCCAUCUGCCAGAUGAGCCUUAAAUGUGAGUUCAGAAGAGCUGGACUUAUGUAGGGUCUUUAUUUCAUUUUUCCAGCUAUGCUGGAUUACUUUUAGACUUGGUGCAAGCAGAGGGCAGCUCCACUCCAGUCAAUUAACUUUCCCUUUGCUUUCACCAAACCCAAGUGCUGGUUGUAUUACUGCUGCAACCACAAAACAUUAUAACAAUCAUCGCUACUUCAGCAGCAUGGAGUGAGAGCUGCCUACUACUGCACAGCAGAAUCUUUUUUGCUCUCUGGGCAGGUCACGAGGCUCUCACGAACCCAGCAGAUGUUUUGCUCUGAAUCCUUCCCAAGCUCUGCACCCUUAUGCCCCUCAAAGCAAAACACCAUAAUAAAGAAGCCAUAUUUCAUGCUCCGAAGGCAUGUUCCGGCUAUUGCAAUGUUGCAAAUCCCCAAGAUCUAACAGUGUCUUGUAAAACCAGAACAACAAAAGGCACCAUCCAAACUAAUACUGUCUCCCUAUGAAUUCCCAUUUCUGACCUCGGUGACUGGCAGGAAGUUCAACGCAGAGAUCUCUAUUUAUAUCAUUAGGAACAUCCAGGGAUAAAUAAAGUAAUUUGAGUCCAUAGGAAUUGACUGUAAAGCUGAGAACUUCACUCUCUGCUCAGGCUGUACCCAAAAACUACUCCCUGGUUUCAUGCAACUUCUCUCUGAAGCUAGCAACACAAGGAUCCCAGGGCAUGCUGGUUAAUCUUGCUGGACUCUGGGUCUCAGAUGCUUCUCAUUGACAGAUGCUCCCAAGCAGUAAGAAUUGAUGGAUCCCGUGCAGAAGGCCGUGAUCAAUCACACCUUUGGAGUGCCCUCCCCGCUCAAAAAGAAACAGUUCAUCUCCUGCAACAUUUGCCACCUCCGGUUCAACUCUGCAGGAAGUUGCAUCCAUUUACGACAGGGUGUUAAUCUGCCCAGUAGCAAGUACAGUGGCCUGCAGUUGGGACUCAUCUCCUCCGCUGCUGGGCAGAUAUGCCAUUGGAACCAGGCAGAGGCCCAUUAUAAAGGCCACAAACAUGCCCGGAGACUCAAAGCCAUAGAAGCCAUGAAGAACAAACAGAAAAUAGCAACAGCAACUGCCACCACCAGCCAGGAGAAGCCAGCCGAUUUCCCUGCCACCCUGGAUGGGAGCGGGGAUCCCAGCAGCACAGUCCAAGCCAACAGCCUUCUGGCGCUGAAGGAGCCAGAUGCCGAAUGCAGCAGUCUCAUGCUGACACCCACCUCAGAGGAGUCCUCAGCUGAGCUGCCCAGCAGCAUCCCAUCCCUGGUCUCCCCACCUGUUUCAGAGCUGUCAGAGGGUGCUUCGGAUGCCACCAGUGUGGCCUCUUCAGCAGCGCAGGGUGCUGAGCCCCAGGCAACAGAAUUGGCCAGCAGUGUGAGCUCAGCCCCUGACAGUGAGAAGGACGGGAAAAAGAGCAAGCCGCACCUCUACUGUCCCACCUGCAAAGUGACCGUCAACUCCCUGUCCCAGUUGGAGGCCCACAACACUGGAGCCAAACACAAGUCCAUGCUGGAGGGUCACACCACCCAGAUGCGGCGGGGCCGAGGCAAGGUCCUCUCCCGGGCAGGACACAAGUCCAAACGGAUUGGCAACAAGGGCAGCAUCAACAUCCAGAACAAGGCAUUCCACUGCCAAGUGUGUGAGAUCUACGUAAACUCGGAGACCCAGCUUAAACAGCACAUGAACAGCAGGAGACACAAAGACAGGCUUGCUGGGAAGCCGCCCAAACCAAAGUACAGCCCAUACAAUAAGCUGCAGAAGAACGCUGCCCUCGCAGUGAGUAUUCUCAAGUCCAAGCUGGCUUUGCAGAAGCACCUCACCAAAACCUUGGCGACCCGCUUUCUCCCAAGCCCGCUCACCACGGCAGCUGUGUGCGCCAUGCCCAGCCCCCUUGCCCUCCGACCAGCUGCUGCCACCACCCUCUUCCAGGCCCCGAUCCUUGGACCAGCACUCUUCCGAACCCCACCAGGCCACGUCCGUGCCACGCCGGGCCCCAUCGUCUUCGCGCCCUACUAGAAUCUCUCAGCCUCGAAGGCUCCAUCUGUUACAGACGUGGCUAAAACCCAGGGGAACUAUGCAGUAAGGGGCAACCCUCUUGGGGACAGGCGGUUGUCCUGAUGAAAGGGAAGAGUAUUUGUAACCCUCUUUCAAGGUUUUUCUUUUGCUCCUAGAGGCUUUAACAAGGUUUCUAGUGGACUAGAGGAUUCCCCAGCUGACACUUCUGACAACCCCAGCUGUGCACCCCUUACCCUCCACCUGCACCCCCACUCCCAACACCCAGCCUAAUUUGCCAUGCACUUGCUCAGUGGAACACAUCCCUGCAUGCAGCUGGAUUUGAUUCAGUGACAAAGAUAGUGCCAGGGCCACCAGCCCUUCUAGAAAACCCAUGUAUUCUCAUAGCUAGCAGGGGUUUCUGUCUUAGUUUAUCAUUCACCCCCUUUGACCCUUCAUAAUUAUUAAAGUCAGUCUCAUCAGGGCAAAGGGCUCAAGGGAUAGGAAGGGCAUCCAUCUCUGGCUGCCUGAUUCAAGGUCAGCUCAGCAUGGUAGCAGUUUCAAAAUCAUAGUUCCUGGCUGGCCAUUCUGCAGCCCAAUUGAGUGAGUCUGUGAGGUGGAUCUCACACCAGGUGUUAGCAGGACAGAAACCAGCCCCUUACUGCCCCUUCCUCAGAUGGAGCUGUCCUUCACGGAAACGUGCCUGCUGCACACCAGAGCAUGAGACCCAUUGGUGAAGAUUGAUGUCUCUGCUGCCCUGAUUCUGAGGCUGCAGGUGGAGCAUGAGUCUUCAGCUCUGUUAGCCUGGUACACUUCACCAGCCCCAAAUUCCUAGGAGAGAUAAACCGAGACAGACACGAGCCAGAUUCUGAUGGCAUUUUUGCUUCGGGAAUGAGUAGGGAACCCCAGGGCACCUUCAUAACAGAGUCCUCUUUCUUGCUCCCUUCAGAAAGCACAUUAUUUUCCACCAUAGCAACAGUGGAGCACAGUGGAGAGCAGCAAAUUUUGAGGGGUUGCCUAGUCUACUAGUUAGACAACAGAACUCUUGGGGUCAGUCCCAGGUCUGGAAGCAGUGUGGUCUAGGAGUUAGACAGCAGGACCGGGGGAGUCAGAACACCAGCGUUCUCUUCCCAGUUCAGUCCAGAGGUGUGGUGUGACAGUAAGAGAACAACCUCUUAUCCCUGAGUUCUGUUCCCAGCUCUGCCACUGACUCCCCGUAUGCCAAGGUGUUCACCUCUUUGUGCCUCAGUUUCCCCCCCUACUAAGCAGGGGAUGAGUCUGUCCCUACCUCACGGGAGAAUGCUGUGAGGCUGAGCAAAGGUUCCUAAAGUGCUCGGUGGUUCUCCAAUAAAAGGGGCUGAGGAAGGACAAAGUAUUAUCAUUAUUCACAGGUCAGCAAACUACCUGCCCCCAUCAAAUCAGGAGCUUCCAAGGAGUUACUAUCUGCCCUAUAGGAAUCAGAGGUGCCCUGGUUACAGAAUCCAGACAAUCAAGAAUAAAAGAGCAGAUGCAUUGAAUAAACCCUUGGCCCUCUCCCUCUAAUGCUCUCCUUGCAGCUUGCAGAACUUGGGGCCCUGGCAGGGCAGUGGAGGAGUCAAACAGAAGAAAACGCAGGAGGAAUUGUUUUCUAUUUCACUGUGUUAAAAGAUCCGGCAAUGACCUGGUCUAAAAACCAUUCACAGGGCGCCCGGGGCCUCUGCCCACCUGUCUCCCUAGUGCACCCUGUCAGUAGAAACUGGUAGGAAGGUGGCAACCCCAACAGACGUUGUGCCGGAAUGACCACCCAUCCUGAUCUAUGCAAAUCCAAAUGGAGCAACCCGGCCACCAUGUGACCCUGUCUGCGUUCUACUUUGGUGCUCAUUCUGUCUGCGCACUGAGGAGUGUCAUUUGAAAUGGAAUUCAAUGAUGCAGCACUUAGAAAGAACCAUGUAGGUGCUUCCCAGAGAGCCUCGACUCCCUAAGCCCUGACAUAGGUUCCCAGCACAGGAGCUGCCUGGUGCUGCCCUCUAGAAGGCCCCUGGGGCCCCAGAGACAGGCCAGGGGCUCAUAUGUGCAUCCGGAGACCCACAAGCACAUGCUUAAGAUGUCUUGAUUUUGAAGGAGAAAGGAAAUGAGUUUCAGGAGGUAUUUGCUACUGUGUAGGCAGGGCCCUGCUAGGCUGAGCAGCAGGACACUGCCCUGACACUAGCUCUAAGGAGCCCAGGUUGCUGUGUUCCUAAUUUAUGGAGCAUAUGGGUCUGCUUCAGCCUUCUCCUCCCUGACCUGCUGCUUCUCCUCAGGCUGUAGGGGCUCCUGGAGGUGCCUGUUUCCAGUCCUGCUGUUGGCCAAGAGGGCAUCAGUCACACCUGUACAGCAGUCCCUCCUCUGCUUUUGUAGGGGCCUUCAGUGCCACUGUGCAGACCUCUGCCACUUGAGCAGAAGUAGAUUGUUACUGUCUCUCACACAAGGCAGUAGAGGGGUAACAGGAGCACAUAGCAAGGGCACUGGAGGCUUGGGCUGAAUGUGGUUGUGGGAAGCGUAUCAUCUCCCCCUGCCCCUGUUCAAAGGAAAGGGAGCUGGUGCAGUAGAUGGGCCCAGAGGUGGGGAGCAGCUUGAGGGGGGAAAGAGGGACCUGGCAGGCAUUGUGUGGGAGGGGAAUGGGAAAGGAGACUCAACUAGGGGCUGAGUGCUGGGUGGCUGACCCUGCUGGGAAGGCAUUUGAGGAUGCCUGGACAAGGGGAAUUGUAUUUUUUGCUAGUUUUCCUGGGUGCCUGGGGAUGGAGCUCAGGGUUGAUCUUUUUUGUUUGAUAUUUGGCUUUCCAUAUUUCCCGGGGAGCUUUGCAACCCGCCUCAUUUCACCCUACCCCAAGCCUCCUGGGAUGAAUUACCCCUUCAGAGACCAGCAACCCACCUGUACCCCCAGCCCCACAGAGCUCAGCACAGCAGAGGCAAGCUCUCAGCCAGGCGCCUGCCCAGGGAGCUGGUCUAUGCAGCAGAGUUGCAAGGAAACAAAGCCAGCUAGAGAAAUAGGUCCCCCCCGCCCCAAGUUGCAGUCCCUUCUUUCCACUCCCUACAAAGCCCAGAGCAGGUGUAGGGCCUGCCAUUGGGCAAAGCCUCCCCUUCUAAGCCAUGGACAGGACAAUGCGAUGGAAACCCAGCAUUUUGCUGAGAUGCAUCCCAGAGAUCUUCUAAUGCCCAUCAGCCCCCAGGUAGCCUGAGUAUCCCCCACUUUCACAGCCUUCUCUGUGCCUCUGCUUUGCUCACUCUGCCCUACACACUACCUGAGUGGCCCUCCUAGCGCCCUGUCCCCCAUGCACACACAGUGCUGGCUUUGAGAAUUCAGGAAGCAUACAGCUUUAGCCAGGCUCCUCCUUAUGAGAGACCCCAAAAAGCACCACAGUGGUCUCCCCUCACAAGCCCCCCCAGGCUGUGUUGUUGACACCUGUGCUGGACUUUCCUUUGGAGCCAGUGAGUCACCUAACGGUGCCAGGGCCUGAUAUACUCAUACACUCGGCACUUUAACCCCUUUAAAGCCAUUCCUUCUACGAAUAAUACUGCGAUGAGCUGCUUGAAACCACGUGCCCCCAUCUCCUACGCUCCUGCACCACCAGAGUCCCCCUGUCUACUCCUAUGCUCUCCAAAGCAUUAACUGCCUUUGACUUAGCAUAUACUGUAGUAGCUGUAGGGCGUAGUGCGUAGCUCUCGACAACGUGUGCCCCUCUGUACAUAACCUUGGAGUGAUGUGAACAAUGUUUGAUUAAACAGAAAUAAAAGAAACCAAACCUCACACACAAAAUAAAGACUCUAGGGACUUGGCCAGUAUCUCCCCUCCACCCCUCUGUACUGUUCACUGUAUAUUUUUUGAUGUACUAUAACUGUUGGGGAAAAAAAAGGAAAAUAUUUUGAUAAUCAAAUCUCAUCGCUUUAUUGUGUUACUCAGUAAAUAAAAGGAACAAGUAUAACUGA
Molecule: messenger RNA, 7172 nt
Organism: Gavialis gangeticus (Gharial)
Lineage: Eukaryota; Metazoa; Chordata; Crocodylia; Gavialidae
Gene: ZNF385C
Product: zinc finger protein 385C
Exons: 8
Coding region: 2001-3251 (416 amino acids)
Cellular component (GO): nucleus
Molecular function (GO): zinc ion binding; nucleic acid binding
Source: RefSeq, a predicted model, not a curated record